Apus apus (common swift) is the source of this 2416-nucleotide messenger RNA. It is a transcript of the gene MRS2, whose product is annotated as magnesium transporter MRS2. Gene Ontology annotation, molecular function: magnesium ion transmembrane transporter activity. The record is from RefSeq and is a predicted model, not a curated record. The transcript has 11 exons. The coding region runs from base 49 to 1362 and encodes 437 amino acids. Gene Ontology annotation, biological process: mitochondrial magnesium ion transmembrane transport. Gene Ontology annotation, cellular component: mitochondrial inner membrane. NCBI's taxonomy places the organism in Eukaryota, Metazoa, Chordata, Aves, Apodiformes, Apodidae.
CCGGGCCGGGCCGGGCCGUGCGGGGAGCUGCGCGGACCCUGCGCGCUGAUGCUGCGCGCCGGGCUCCUGCUGCUGCCGCCGCUGCCCCGCGCCCUGGGCUGGGCGGGCGCGGUGGGCAGCGGGUCCCGCCCGCGGGCCGCCCGGGGGCUGCCGCUGGGCCGUGGCCCGCCCGCGGGGGUGGCCCUGCCGCUGGGCUGCGCCCGGGGACUGCGCGGGCCGGGUAAAUUCUACCAGCACGGCACAGCGGAGGCCUCCCAGGCCACCUUGGCCAGCGUGUCUCCCGUGUUUGCCGUGAUUAAGUUUGACAAAGAGGGAAAUACUAGGUAUUUUGAAAAAAAGAAAACAGAAUUGUACCAGGAAUUGGGUCUUCAAGCUCGAGAUCUAAGAUUUCAACACCUCAUGAGCAUGGCAACUAGGAACAACAGGAUCAUCAUAAGAAUGGAGUCCCUGAAGGCUGUCAUCACACCAGAGUUUCUUCUGAUACUAGAUUAUCGUAAUUUAAAUCUGGAACACUGGCUCAUCAACGAACUCGCAUCUCAGCUGGCUGGGGAAGGUCAACUGGUUACAUACUCCCUGCCCUUUGAAUUCCGAGCCAUAGAAGCCAUCCUGCAGUACUGGAUCAGCAAACUGCAGGGGAGACUUAACACUUUGCAGCCUCAGAUCCUUGAGACACUGGAAGCUCUAGUGGACCACAAGCUUUUGUCUGUGGAUAGGAGUAAACUACACAUUCUCCUGCAAAAUGGCAAGAGCUUGUCAGAACUGGAAACAGAUCUUAAAGUUUUCAGAGAAACAAUUCUGGAGAUCUUAGAUGAAGAAGAAUUAAUAGAAGAGCUCUGUCUAUCUAAAUGGACUGAUCCACAAGUAUUUGAGGAGAGUACAUCUGGGAUUGAUCAUGCAGAGGAAAUGGAACUGCUGCUGGAGAACUAUUACAGACAAGCAGAAGAUCUUGCAAAUGAAGCUCGUGAACUCAGAGUAUUGAUUGAUGACUCAGAAAGCAUAAUCUUUAUCAACCUGGACAGCCACCGUAAUGUGAUGAUGAGACUGAACUUGCAGCUGACUAUGGGGACUUUCUCUCUCUCUCUCUUUGGACUCAUAGGAGUUGCAUUUGGCAUGAACUUGGAGUCAUCUCUUGAAGAGGACCCCAGAAUAUUUUGGCUGGUGACUGGGAUAAUGUUUCUGGGAAGUGGUCUGAUCUGGCGGCGCUUGCUUUCCUUCCUUGGGCGGCACCUAGAACCUCCACUGCCUCCUCACGUUCCUGCAGUUUUGAAAAAGUCCCAGCCAGCAGCUGGAAGAGUGGAGAUAAAGAACAACCUUAAAGCAGAAACAUUUGGGCUGAGCAGAAGCACAUUAACAAACCAAUAGGAACAGCAGGAAUGAAGAGACUUAAUUUGUUACAGGGUGGACUUUGGAUACUUCCUUUGCAUUUGUUCUUCCUUACUGAAAACAGCAAGAAUUUCUGAACUUCCUAAUUUAUUAUACAUUUUGUGCCAAAAACCUGUAGUAAGAUUUUAAUGCUCGCACACAAAAGGAGCAAAGGAAAACAGCCAUGUGCUUUCCACAGGUGUCUUGCCUCCACCCCACGUAUGUUCCAGUAGUUUAUGUAUCUCAUACAUGUACAUACUUUCAAAUUUCAAAGAAAAAGCCACCCAAAAGUGGCCUUUUUAAAGGAAAUUUUUAACACCCUGUUUAAUUGCAGAGAAUAGACUUAAGAAAGAAAAGGCAUUCCUGCAUCUCCUGUGUAGCAUCACCUCUAAAUUGGCAGUAACCAGAAAUAUGUUUCCUUAUUUUAAGUGAGCACGAACAGGCUUUGAAACGUAGCUACUUAUCUUGGGUGCACCAGAGAAGUGAGCCUGUUGAUAAUGCACACUUGAUAGUGCAUACCUACGAUCUGCCACUAUUUCAACACACAUGGAUACAGCUGCAGUUUAACAGCUCUUUUUGUUGUCACAAAGACUGAUUCCAAUGCUGAUAAAUUCAACAGACCAGUUGUUGUUUUCUCUGUAGUCAGGCUUUGCUUUCUCUUUUCUCUCCAAGAGGACAAGACAAAGCAUAGACUAGCCUGCACCACUUGUAAGUGGUGGUUAGUAAAGGGUGUGGAAGCCUGGUGUCCUGUGAUGGACUGAAGGAAGGAGUAAAGUUCUUAAGCCCAUUGUUUGUGUUUUCUCUUAGAACUUGACUCUGAGCACUGAGGGUUUAGUUCCCCACUGGUUUCUCUCAGACUGUAGAGGGAGCAUGAAAUCCUUCUAAAUCAGGUCACCGACUUUCUGGGGUUUGAUCUCUGUUUUUUAACCUCUAUAACAGACCUUGACUAGCUCCUUAGGUGCCACCAGAUGAAUCACUGUACUGGCUGUAGCUGUGAACAUUUUUACUCAGGACUAACGAGUCAAAAAUGGAAAUAAAAAGGUACAUAAAAUUA